AUCGUGUGGAGCUACACACUGACCAGAUAAGAAGUGGGCGUGCGGAAGGCGCAACGCGGCUGGCCCCAAGUUUCUGGUUGCGUUGAUGGUAUAUACCGACUGAGCAUACUGAAGGGAGAAGGGUACAAAGAAGAAGAAUGGGCGGAGGUAUCCUUUCUUCCAUCAUCAAGUGGACGGUGGAGAAGCUGCUUGCCUUGGCAACAACGACAGCUUCGUCACCGGCUGAGCCCCGGAACGAUGUCGAAGAAGAGCUAAGGAAGCUGCAGAGGACGAUGAUGAGGAUCCAAGCCAAACUUGAUGACUCGGAGGAGCAGGAUAUAAGAGAUGAGCCUGUAAGGCUAUGGUUGAGUGAACUCAAGGAUGUCGCUUAUGACGCUCAAGACGCGGUGGAGGAGUACGAAUACCAAGUGCUGCGCGCCGAAGCAGAAAGCAGAUCGAGAGGCGGCGGCCGCCACAAAGGCAUGCAUGUGGAGGUAUGCGACUACUCUAUCUCCGCUCCUUCAAGGAUUUCAUUUCCAGAGGAUUUAGCAAGUAAACUCAAGAAGAUAAGGGAGAGGUUUGAUGAGAUCACCGGAGAAUGGAAAGCCCUCCGACUGGGAAAGAAACAUGGAAAGAGACGAAGAGAUGAGUCGGGUAACUGUCGACAGACGAGUUCUUGCUUCGAUGAAUCAAUUGUUUUCGGAAGAGAAGACGAAAAGGAGAAGUUAAUCGGGUUGCUGCUUUCGGAGGCUGAUGAUUUUGAUGGUAGAGGAGGUACGGUGUCAUUAAUUCCCAUAAUCGGCAUGGGUGGAGUCGGUAAAACGACGCUAGCUCAGCUUGUAUAUAACGAUCCCAGGGUGUUCAACUGCUUCGAUACGAGGGGAUGGGUCUGUGUCUCCGAAGAAUUUGAUGUUGUGGGUUUAACACGAAAGAUCUUGGUGUCCUUCUUCAAAACCACAGUUGAUUACACAGAAUUAAACGAGCUUCAACAAGAACUAAAAGAAAAUUUGCAGGGAAAGAAGUUUUUGCUUGUUUUGGAUGAUGUUUGGAAUGAGAAACCUAGUCUUUGGGAGUUGCUGAAAGUCCCCUUACUGGACGCUGGAGUGGGUAAAGUCAUAGUGACUACUCGGAAUGAAUGUGUUGCCAGAAUCAUGCAGACGAUGGAGCCUUUGAGCUUGAACAUCUUAUCAUUCGACAAAUGCUGGAUGUUGUUCGAGAAGCUUGCGUUACUGGAAGGCUUAGAUUCCAGCAGCAGGCAUAACGAUUUGGUGGAGAUCGGUCGGAAGAUUGUGGAGAAGUGCAAAGGCUUGCCGUUGGCAGUGAAGGUAAUUGCACGUGCUCUGAGUUACGAAGAUGAUGAAGACAAAUGGAUGGAUAUCUUGGAAAGCGAGCGGUGGGAAUUAGUCGAUGCAAACUUGGAGAUCUUACCGGCUCUUAAAAUAAGCUACGAUUGCUUGCCAAUAGAUCUAAAGAGGUGCUUCCGGUACCUGUCCUUAUUUCCCAAAGACACGGUUUUAUACGAGAGAUACAUUGUCCAUUUAUGGAUGUCGCAAGGUCUUCUUCGGCCUCCAAGAAGCAAGCAAGCAGAGGAUAUAGGCAGUGAUUACGUCAGAAACUUGGUGGAAAGGUCAAUUUUGCAGAUCAAGGGGAUACGUACAGGAGGACAUGCCUUGGACCCCGAGGAAGAGAAAGAGUUAGUGAUGCAUGAUCUUGUUCACGAUCUAGCACAGUCUGUUGCGCAGGGGGAAUCCCUAAGCAUAGCGGCUAACAAACUCGCAAGCAUAUUUCAGCGGGACGGCGACAAAUUUCACAAGGUUCGCCACUUGUAUCUGGUUUUUGACGACCGGAUGGCACCCACAGACGUCAAGGCUUUGCUGAAGCUAAAACGUCUCCGGACUCUGAUAACUAACGGAUCGCGUUUCAAUGAAAAGUAUUGUUGUGAAUUCAUCGAUGAAUUGUUCCACAACUUGAAAUACCUACGAGCUUUGAACUUUAGCCGCACCCACAUCUCAGGGCUGCCUGAUUCAAUCGGCGACCUCAAACUACUACGCUACCUCUCCAUCGAAGGUGCUAACAUCGACAGUCUUCCAGAAUCCAUAUGCAGCCUCUACAAUUUGCAGAUUCUAAGUUUGACUGGUACGUUGGGUCUUCGGGAGCUACCAAGCGGCAUAUUAAACUUGCCAAAUAUAAGGCAUCUCAUGCUGAGUCAUACUCGUAUCGCUGUCCCUCGUGGCCUUGGAAAGUUGACUUACUUGCAAACACUCGACUGCUUUGCAUUGGGCCCGACGAGUUGGCGUAUCGAGAUAGAGGAAUUGAAGGGUUUAGUGAAUCUGAGAGGAAAACUCAUCAUUGAAAAUCUUAGGUAUGUGGAUAAGUCUGUUCCUCGAACAGAAACACCUCUGCAGACAAAAGAUCGUAUCGAGUUUUUGACACUGGACUGGUACGAAGGCGGCACCUGUAAAGACGAAGACAUGGACGAAGACACGUCAAAGCAGGUUCUCGAAUGCUUCCGCCCACACCCUAACCUACAACGGUUUCUAAUACACGCUUACGGUGGUGCCAGAUUUGCAACAUGGUUGGGGGAUUCAUCCUUCUCCAAACUAGUGAAUAUAGAGAUAGUCGUAUGCUUGAAAUGCAAUCUGCUUCCACCCUAGGGUCAGCUGCCUUCUCUUAGAGUUCUUGCUAUAAAAUAUUUCUCUGAUCUCCAACGUAUUGGGCGUGAGUUUUGUGGCAUCGGUAGUGCGACGAUAAAGGGGUUCCCGUCUUUGGAGACCUUGACGUUCUUAGAUAUGGAAAAUUGGGAACAGUGGGAUGGAGUGGAGGCCGGCGACUUUCCUCGUCUUCUCCGACUUAGAAUCGAUGGUUGUCCUAAGUUGAGGAUUUUUCCUCGGCACGUAUUUUUCUUGCUGAGGAAAUUAGAAUUAACUCAUUUUGGUGAUAUCUCCGACAAUGCUCCCUUUAUUUCACUUGACGACGACACGACAAUGCUCCCUUUAUCAUUUCGAGGCUUUCACAGCUUUAGUAUUGAUAUGAAUCUACCUUCGCUCCAGGAGUUGGAGAUAUCACGGUGCUCAAAGUUAACGUCUGUGACGGGACUUACCAACCUCACCUCCCUGCAUUCUUUGACCAUAGAUGAUUGUCCAUAUCUACGGCUCCCUCCGACAGAGAGAUUGUCAUCCACUCUUCAACAUCUGAAAAUUCGGGACAGUCCUUGGGUUAAGCAGUGGGAGGAGGCAAAUCAAGACACCUCAAUUUUUCCAAACACCAGAUGAUCCAACGACGGAAUUGGCGCUCUUUCCGCGCCCAUCACAGUCUUCAAGCUCCAACAGAACUACAAUUGUUUGUCGGUGGCAAAUGAGUUUAUCUGCUUCAACCCAUCCCCAGCAACACCAUUCAACUCGGUAUCACUCAGCCUUCGAUGUUGCAUAUCAAGUGUCUAAUUCUGAAGAAAUCAUGACGAAGCUAGAAAGCGGAUGCUUGCUUCAAGGGGGAGGGGAUGAUAGGGGAGGUGUUGGCUUUAUUCUCUAUGUAAUGUAAUGAGGGUGAUAAUUUUAUUUUUGCUCAAUGUAAAGUUUUUGAAGAAGGAUGUGCUAUUAUACUACAAGGCAAGGCUAUGACAAUCCUGGUGGGGCUUUAAACUGUUUUGUCUGAA
Molecule: messenger RNA, 3631 nt
Organism: Musa acuminata AAA Group (dessert banana)
Lineage: Eukaryota; Viridiplantae; Streptophyta; Magnoliopsida; Zingiberales; Musaceae
Product: putative disease resistance RPP13-like protein 1
Exons: 2
Coding region: 138-2633 (831 amino acids)
Biological process (GO): defense response to other organism
Molecular function (GO): ADP binding
Source: RefSeq, a predicted model, not a curated record